AUUUAAUUUUCAAUUUUUAACUUUAAACAUAAGCUUUUUUUAUGUUAUAAAUUUUAAUGCUCGUUGAAGCCUUUUUUGAAAAUAUUUCUCUUCAAUUUUUUUUUAUUUGUUUUACUUAUUUAGUUUUGAAAUUUAUAUGAAUGGUUAUAUUAAUUAUCUUUAACACAGAUGUCUAGUUCUCAUUCCAAAAGACCACAUCUGUCAAGCACGGGAGAAAAUGUUGACACUAAUAUACAAAUGACAAGUGAGGACAAUGCGACAGAACCUUUAAAUGAAGAUGCGCAGAUGACAUCUGAACCAAGCAGAACAAGUAAACAAGUGGUGAGAAAGUUCAAACCGAGAUCCGGAUGUUGGAAGCACUUCAAGGAAACUAAAGAGAAUGGCAGUCGAGUUGCAGAUACUCCCACAAUAUGGAACUCUACUUAUAAAAUGCUCAAUGUUGCACAGAAGUACGAAAAUGCUUUUCAGAAGUAUGCCAAGAUUGAUCCCUACUUUGUUAUUGAUUUCUCAAAGGAUAAAGUUGAUAAAGUAGAUAGACCUCCUAAUGCUAAAGAUUGGGUUCAAGCUAAACAUUUGAUGAUGUUGCAAAAUCUUGAAGAUAUUGAUGAGGUGAUUGAUGUUCAAGAUAUAGAGAUUGGUUUAGAGAGUGAAGAAGAUGAAGUUAUGGUGAGAAACUUCAAAGAAAUGGCUAACCCAUCAGAGUCUGCAUUCAGUACAGGAGGACGUCAUCUUGAUGCAUUCCGAACAUCUUUAACUCCAAAGAUGGUACAAGCUUUGAUAUGUUCUCAAGAUUGGCUAAAGACAUCUAAGAAGAUUGACAUGGAAGAAACACUCGAUGAGUUAAAAUCAGUUGAAAAAGAUAUGGCAAACUUGAGUGUUCAUGAUUGUGUUGUGGAUACCGUUGAUGUUUUAAGGCUUUGAUGUGCGGUAGCGGGUAAGAUUAAACUUGAUUCCAUAUU
Cuscuta campestris is the source of this 959-nucleotide messenger RNA. The record is from the annotation of a GenBank genome assembly. Lineage: Eukaryota; Viridiplantae; Streptophyta; Magnoliopsida; Solanales; Convolvulaceae.